CGAUGUUACCGCAGCAGAAUGCUGCCACCCCUUGUGUAGGAGAGUCACCUGCAAUGAUACAUUGGUAGCCUGUCUUCUCCAAUCGAGCCGUUGCAAGUCAUAAUGCAAUGCGUUUCAAGAGCCAGAUCAAGAAUGUGAACCUCUUCGCAAAGUUCUGCGCCUCUUUGGCCUCGCUCGGGCAGAUCGCCUGGUGUCGACUGAAUGACGAUGAUGUCCAAUUUACCAUCAUUCCGGACAAGGGUAGUCAGGUGUGGUCUGUUCUGAAACCCGAGACGGUCUUUGAAUCGUACAUACUUCAGUCCGCCUCGCCCAAGAACACCAUCAACCUCGAGGUGCCUAUUCAGGCACUCUCCAGAGCUCUGAAGUCGGCGUAUGGCUCGACAUCCGCACAGAUCAGACUGACCAAGAAGGACAAUGUGCCCAUGUUGUCGUUGACCAUUGUCACCAACACCUUCAGUAGUGGAAAUAGUAUUGUUGCGCCAAACUCAGCCACCGGUCAAGCAGGCGCCGGCGGCGUCCACGGUGAAUUCGAUUCCAACGAUGACAUGCAGGACGCAUCUUUCAUUGGCGCAAACGGAGGCGGAGCGCGGGAACGAGAGACCAUCAUCACUCAAGAUAUACCAGUUAAGGUGCUAUCAAUGGAGGUUGUGGAAAGGAUCCAUCAGCCUCGGACCCAGGAGCCGGAUGUCAACAUCUAUCUCCCUCCUCUGGCACAGAUCAAAACGAUAUCGGACCGUUUCACUCGGUUGGCUAUAGCAACUACUAAAGGAUCAUCCAGUGCCAGUCCUCGCUUAGAACUGAGCGCGAACAUGCAUGGCUCGCUGAAAAUAUCGGUUCGGACCGAUGCGCUCAAUAUCACAAGUCGCUGGACCGGCCUUGCCAACCCCGAACUCGACCCGGCUCACUUCCCGGAUGGCUCGCAAGGUGUGAGAGACCAUCCGAGCACAAGAAUGAAGCAGCUUGGUGGGACCGACGGCGAGAAUGAAGCAGGCUGGUCUAAAGUCAGGAUCGAUGCUAAAGACUGGUCGAGGGUGCUCAGUGUGGGGAGAGUGAGUGCUAGGGUUAUUGCCUGCUUCAUCAACGAGGGAGGUUUGGUGUUGUAUGUGUACUUGCCCAAUGAUGAGAGUGGAAGUGAGGACGAAUCCUGCCUUACGUAUUACGUCAGCUCGUUCUCUGCCUAAGCAACACCAUGAUAUACAAAGCUGGACAACAUAGAGGGGAGGUGGAGACCAUUCGCAGCGAAAUAGCUCCAACGAGGGGGGCAGUCAAUAUCCGAGCUGGAUAAAUGUGAAGAAAUACAGCUCAGUGGGCCCAUACGCCGUGUCAUAUCUGGGCACACGAUAUCUUGCUGCGGCAGCAGUGUCAUCUCAUUAUCUCCCUUACGGAUGCUCCUAGUACAGGCCAGAAAUCAGUUCUCAGUGUGGACCCCGAGAAUGAUGGGCUAGCGAGAUUGUGGAUUACGGCGUUGCAUGUAUGCUUGAAGGGGAGUAUGAAUUAAGUACCUAGGUAGUCGCGCAUGUAGUCUCGACAAGGUGCUAGUUAAAGCCUGGCGAUCAGACUAUUCUCGGGGGAUGAGACCAUCGUGUCCCUACAGCUGACAUCCCUCCACAUCAUCAAACCAUCUCCAAACCA
Messenger RNA from Exophiala dermatitidis NIH/UT8656, 1632 nucleotides. RefSeq names its product HUS1 checkpoint protein. Gene Ontology annotation, biological process: double-strand break repair via homologous recombination; mitotic intra-S DNA damage checkpoint signaling; meiotic DNA integrity checkpoint signaling. Gene Ontology annotation, cellular component: site of double-strand break; nucleolus; checkpoint clamp complex. The record is from RefSeq and is a predicted model, not a curated record. The transcript is spliced from 3 exons. The coding region runs from base 108 to 1181 and encodes 357 amino acids. NCBI's taxonomy places the organism in Eukaryota, Fungi, Ascomycota, Eurotiomycetes, Chaetothyriales, Herpotrichiellaceae.